CCGCUGCCCGCCCGCCGCCGCCCGCCCGCCCGCCGAUAAGCAAAGCCAUGACCGCAGCGCCCCAGGGGCCAGAUCUCAGUUUUCUGAACGAGGAGGAAGCCAGGGCGAUUUUCCAGGUGCUGCAGAGGGACGCGGAGCUCCGGCGGGCUGAGAAGGACAGAGUCAGCAAACUUCUGAAGAGAAGGAAGUCUGAAAAAGGGCUGCAGGGAGUGACUGGAGAAUGGUUUGAAGAAAUAAAAAGAAAAAAAUUUCAGAAUUACCUUGAUGUCAAUAGAAUGUUAAAACCACCAUUAGAGCAUCAGCUGAAGAAGAGCAAAAACACCAAUCAUAAAGAAUUAAAAAUGUCAUCCCGCACAAAUCCUCAAGCACAAAAGAACACUUCAUCUUCUUUUCUGGGAUUCAGAUCACCUUUUGCUUGGCUUUCCUCCUUCAGAAAAUCGAGGAAAACCCAGACUCAGAAGCAACCACGAUAUGACAGUCCUGCUAGCCCAUCCUCGAAAGUGGAAGAAAUGGCAACGGCUGAAAUGUGUAAUUCCCCAAUGUCAGCUGAAAUGAGUGGUCAUUCUUUUGAUACAAACCAAAAUGAAAUGAUGGAGAAAAGUACACAGGAAUGGAAUGACCAGCUAGAGAAGGAGUUUUUCAGUGUUCUAAAUGAUCUGGAUGACCAGCUGGCCCAGGAACAAGUCCAGGACCCACUGGACAGGACAGUUUCUACUAGCAGUGCAUCAAAUGUCCAAUCCAGUGCAUUCUCUACUUCAAAGACGCAGAUUGCUAGUAGGGGGCAACACAGAAAUGACUGGAGUGACAUGCCUAGCACAUUUUUCCCAGAUGGACUGAGAACACUAAGGGCCAAAGAUGAACACAAGAUUUUCAUCAGACCAAGGAAAUUACACAGUGCAUAUAUAAAUUGGCACCAGGCAGCCUUUCAAGAAGAUUGCAGAUGUGGUGAUCCAGUCGAUGCAAAUCCUCGCCUGCACCGCAGAAGGCUGUCUGCCGUUUCUUUUGGACGGUCUUCAGAAGGUAGCUUGUAUCCCCCUUCAGUAACACAGAACAGCGGAUUUAGGCACAAGGGUUGUAUGAACAGGGAUACAGCUGGCAGAAGUUACUCCGUAUGUUCCCUUCGGAGAUGUCCAUCCUCAGUAUCUUCUGACCAGCUAUCAGCAUCUAGUUCACAGCAUCCACUGGCAAGGGAGAGCAAGAAUGGUUUUGUACCCAGGUUUGGUCGGCAGAACCCAAAGAGAAUUCCUCUGUCUUCUAUUGUAUGGAACAACACACCAGACUCACCUGGACAAACAUCAGUUCCAGAAAAAAUGUUUAGAACCCAGUCACUGAUGGAGUUUCAUGCUGCUGACCAUGGUAGAUAUCCCAGCUCUUUGCAAGAAACAAAGAAAUACACAUGUUACCAUUCAAAGCACCACUACAGAAGAUCUAUUUCAAGCAGUAAUUACUUUAGUAGAGUCAGUUGUCCUGACGAAGCUACUUCUCCAUUGCCCUUUGAUAACUGGGAAAAUUAUCCUUUAUAUAAAUCAGAAAAUAAUCUUUCUAGAUCCUACUAUAGAGAUAUCUCUUCUCAUGGCAAGUUGUAUGCAAACCAAAAAAAUUAUUCUUAUGGAAAAAAAGACAGCUAUCCUUCUUGGGCUGAUAUUCCUCAGUGUUACAGUGAUGAAGCAUUUCUUUCCCCUGAAGACAACUUUGAAGUGUUUAUGGCUAAUUUAAAUGACCAGCAGUGGGCAUGUACAAAGAAUGCUAAGUUUGGUUCACAGCACCUGGAGAACGAUUUUCACGUGUACUCUCCAGAAAAUACAAGUGUCAAACGGAGAACAAGAAAUGCAAACAGAACUUUCUCAGAAUUCACAGAGGGCUGUCGGCCUUGGCUAAGUUGUAACUCUUCCGUUUCUUCAUCUAGUAUCAGAAGUGAUGAGUCAGUUUUUCCUAAUUCAGAGGACCAAACAAAACCUACAGGACUGAACAGGAAUUCAGCUGUCGUUACCCAAAGCAGUACUAAGGCAGACUUUACACAACUAGAAAAGGCUGAAGGUAUGAAAGGGCCAGAUGAAGACAUGCCGUUACAGUCAAUUCCUCAACAAGCAGAUACAAGCUAUAUCAGCGCCCAGAGUUUUUCCUCUAGCAGCCCUGCUUCUGCCACGUGGCAAAGAAAUAUAUCUCUCUUUAACACGAUGACAUCAAAAAGACAAACCCAAGUCACUGCUAGAGGAGAUAGUGCAAAAAUUUAUACAUCAAAUGGUGAUAAAAGAAAUGUACAAAUGAAGGAAAACGAUUACCCACCCAACAGUGUGUUCAGUCAGCCUCCCUGUACUUUGCUAGCUGAUGAGAGCAGGAAGGAACCCUUUCUUCCAAGUCAGAAAGAGUGGGAACAUAAUCUGCAUUAUGCAGCACAAAGAGAGAGCAUCAAGCAGGAUAGUUGGAGUGCAGAAGCCAUUAACCAAGCUACUCCAAAGAGACAGUCCUCACUACUGAAUGUUGCUUCUGCAUCAUCCAUUGAAAAGUUAGCCAGCUGUCGAGGCAGGUUGUCCUGUCCUUCUGGAUGCUCAUCUAGCUGCUCACAAAGCUCUCCACAAACACCUUUUCAUAAAGACAAUUCGAAAUGCUUAGGAACACCAAGUAGCUCUUCAGUAAAUUGCACAGUUACUGAUUCUCAAGCAGAAGGGGAAAAUACAGCUCAAAUGAGUAGAAUAGGUGUUACCAAACAGAUUUCACAGAAAAUACUGCAAAAUGCAAGCACUUUAGACACUAAAGACUGUAAUGGACAAUUCACUACUAGUUCGCCACUAAAUGGAAAUUCUGAAAAUAUUUAUAUGCAUAGCUUUGAUGGAGACCCCAGUGCCUCUGAAAAAAAUUUAAGUUAUUUUUGCCUUGAAGAAGGAAGUGGAAAAAUAAGGAGUAAUUCACCUUGUAUUGAAAGGCUUCACAAGCAAGGCAGCUUGCUGAGACAUAGCAGUAGCUGCAGUAUUACUGGCUCCCCUGGUAGAAACAGCUCCAAAUCUCCUGACCCUCUUGUUAUUUAUUAUACCUUGCCAAGAAAAUCAGCUAGCAUUGCUGGUAGUAUUAUGUCAGAUAUGCCCAUCUCUUUACCUAGGGAAAGUAGAACAACAUACGAUUGUUUAAGGUCUGAAACUCUCCAUAGAGCUGAUGCCUUUUACUCUAAUCAAAGAGAUGUGUCUUCUUUAGACUCAAAACGUUCUUUUUCGACAUCAGCAUCAUUAAAUGCUGGUAGAAGUAACAAAAAUUACCCCAGUCCUUUAACCAAAAGUAUUGAUUCAGUAAGUAGUAGUACAUCAGUUGACCUGACAGACAGAUGUAAACAUCUAAGCAGAAGAGAAUCCUCUGUGUUUUCAGAUUAUAAGGAGGGGGGAAAUUUUUUGCAGAAAUAUAAAACCACAAGCACAUUUACAGUUUGUGUUGAUGAAGAUCAUGUCAAGUAUCAUGAACUAGUUUCAAUUUAUUACACAUUACCGCGGAGGCAUUCAAGAACAUUUUGUAGCCUCUUCAGAGAUGAUACAGAGGAUGCAGAUUUACCUUGUCCCAAAGAAAAUGCUCAGUCACCAAGAAUACAAAACAAGAAAAAUGAAGAUCAUGUGAGUUUACCAAAUGUUUUUUUCCCCACUACUUCAGAAAAAGAAGAGCCUUCAUAUUCUUCAGACCAAGUAUCUUCAGCUCUGGUCACACCUCAGAACAUAAGAACUGCUGUUGAUGGCGAAGAAGAGAAUUCCCAUUUAUGUCCUAGCUUUGAGAAGUCAGUCAGCAGGAAAGAUAAUUCAGCAGAUCUGUCAUUAGCAGAAAAUGUGCUUUCUGACAUGGUAACAAAAGAAAUUUCUUUUGGUGGUCCACAAUCCACUGCAAUAGUGACUAAGUCCAGUAAGGCCAUUUCUGAUGCUUCAGGCAGCCAAAAUGCAGAAAUAUGUCUAACAGAAAAGAAGGAAAUUUUGCAAAGAGCCACAUCACUCCUGUCCACUUUAUCAACCCCUCCCAAGCCAGGCAGACGUUUAGAGAAUCCUUUGUAUUCUACUGCAACAAAUAAAAGUAUUAUAGAGAAGGGAAACUCUGAAAGCUGCUGUCAGCCUCCUAAAGUGAACACUAAGAAAAAUCUGAACAGUUUACUCCUCCGCUCAGGAGAGAAGAGUUCCCUUGGAAGGAGUAGUAAGACAGACCAUGCUCCUGUGGAAGACAUAUACAGGGAUAGUACCCAAGUCAAACAGAGAGUAAAUUUCCUACACCAAACCCCUCCUCUGUAUAAUAAUAAGUGCAGUGGACUGCAGUUAAGGGCUGACAGUUCAAGAAAAAAUGCAAAUUAUUUAAACUCUUGUAGCAAAGUGCUUUCAGAGUCUCAGAGCAAAGCAUCUGAGGUAAGCACAGCUUCCAGUGCUGAUCCAUUACUUCAGCUAGACAAAGUAGUUACCACAGAUACAGAUGAGGUAAAGAAUUCAAAAAUUAAAAAAGGGCAAAACUCACAGAGUAUUCAGAUGGAUAAAGUUUAUAGUGGUUUGCAGGAAUCAGAGAGGCACUGUGAAGGUCGCCUGAACAUUAAAGAUAAAGUCUUCAGGGUUACACAAGAUCAGAAGACAACACAGAAUACAGAAGAUGAGAACAAGCUUCUCUCUGAUUUCACAAGAGACAAAGUCAAAGAUAUAGAAAAAAGGAAAAACAGACCUUCAAUUAAAAAUAAACUGGCAGCUGUUUACAAAACAAGUCGAAAAUUUUCAAGUAAAAAUUUACCACCCAAACCGCAUAUAAGUAACAUUUUUUCACAGAACAACGGAAAUGCCACUUCUUUGGAGGUCAACGUGUCCCUUAACUCUCUGAUUUCAACGGAUUCCCAUCAGCCAUUCCUGCAGCUGGACAAUGAAAAUCAGAAUCACAGUCUGGACCCUGAUAAGAAUAUGCCAAGACCAAGAACAGCUGAGCAUAAGAAGACUGAAAAUCAUAAUGAUCCUUCUUUGGUUGUUAAUAACACCAGCCAGAGGUCUGUUACAAGUUCAUACACCCAGAAGGAAGCCAUCAGUCCCAAAAAAACCACUGGGAAAGUGGAAAAUAGGCCAAGACUCACAAGCCUAUUUCCAGAUAAAGCAGUCACCACAAGAAAUAAGAACUCCCAAACACCCGAUCUCAGGUUAGAAAGCAAAAGCCAGCCCAUCUCUCCCAGUGCUACUACAUCAGACCCACAGGAUGAUGCGAAAGGAAGAGCUAGCAGUCGUGCCUGCACUCCUCCCUUGCCACUUUUAACUGACACAAACUCAAACACCUCUGUAAAUAGCUGCUUGCAGGCAGACACAUGUCUAGAGCAAAACUUGACUUCCAAGACAGCGCUUGGUCAGUUUCAAAAUACCUCUCAGUCUGCUAGCUUAGAAAAUGCUAACCUCAAUAGCUAUCAGUUGCAGCGAAGUCAUGUGAAAAGUCAGCGUGAGCGUCACCUUUCUGAGAGUAUUUGUGCUCGAGAUUCCCUUGAGACCUCUGCCUCAGGAAGCAAUAUUCUACCAAGAGACGGCAUACAUGGGAAGAGAUUUAAAUCUUACUCAGAGCUGUUGUCGUGUGAUGAAAAUGAAAACUGGGCAUCAGAUGAUGAAAAAUAUUACAGCACUAGAAAUUUGAUGUAUCCAUCUGUUGAAUUUGGUAUAUUUGGCAAAGAACAACAAUUGGCUUUCCUGGAAAACAUCAAGAAGUCACUCACAGAAGGGCGAUUAUGGAGACCUUGUCUUCUUAAUAACCCUGGUGCUUUCAGAGACAGAGAGACCUCUUCUACAAACAGGGCUGAGCUUCUGAGCUCAAGUUCUGCUGGGAGCAAAAUGUCAUCGGCUGCUUCAUCUCCAGAGCUGACUGAUACCUAUGGGGAAGACCUAGCCGCUUAUUCGGACUCAGACAGUGAUACCACCACCGAUGAUGAAUACUACCUAGAUGAGGUAGAUAAAGAAUCAGAGCUGUGAAGGGAUCAUGGUACUAAGAUGGCACGAUAGCGCACUAGGUUCUGGGCAGGCAAAAACACAUCAAAUAGUUUGAGCCUAUUCUUGUGCUGCUCUAAAUUGGUACAACUUCAUUAGUUUCAAAGGAGUCAGUAUGUUACAUUUCCUGAGCAUUUGACUUUUGUAUUAAACAUGUGGCUUCACUGUUGUUGUUUCUCCUAGCAGGGAAAAGGAAUGUUAAAAAAUCCCGUCCCAAAAUAAGAGAAGGUAAACAGCUGUGGAGCUUUGGGCAGUAUAAGUCCAGGGAUGGCUUUCCUCUGAGUCAGCAAGCAGAGCAGUGGUUAGGCUCCUGCCAGCUACACAGUGCUGGAAUGGAUAAAUUCUAGUUUGAGCUACUUUUUCUUACAAAACUAACAGAAAGCCAAGAAGUUACUUUGCUGAUAAAUUGCAGUUUCUCCGAUUUUCCUCAUUUAUCAGAUCAAGCACGAUAAUGCUAAUCCAUCCCACUGAACAAACACUCUCACAAAAUGAAAGGUGUUAAAUUUUUACAUUGUAUCCUGGGAAGCAUAGCAGCAGUGUCCCCAGUGGCAUUUGUUCUGCUGUGUGGUCGAGGUGGAUUCCAUGCCGGGACUUUUCAGCAUUACAUGAGCAGUGAGCAAUUAGAGUUGCAGAAGUGCUGCCAGUGCAGGAGAAACAGCUCAGCACAGGGCACAGCACUGAAAAACUCACUGAAUAUCCUGAGGAUGUUAAGAAACAGAAAUGAGCAAGAAAAUCUGCUUUCCAGACGCAGGAGAUUCGUAACUGGCACAGCUUUGGUUACAGUUGACAUGACUGGCCAGAUUUCUGCCUUUGACUUAGCUUAAUUUGGAUUAAUAGUCCAACACUUUAAACCAUGCAAAAUAUAAAAAGACUGGCAGCCUUUUACCUACAAAGUAAACGAAACCAGUAAGAAAUGCUUUUUGCCUUUUGCUAAAUCACCGUCCCUUUUUGGUAUUUUUCAACUGUUUCUGCUGUGACCAUGGUACUCUUUAUCCUCCAAACUGAAUGGAUGUAAACAUUUUCCAGUGGCUCUUCUUCAGCCACUAAUAAAUGUAGUACUAUUACUCAGUAGCCAGAACUUGUCCCUGGCCAUUAAAUUUCUAACUAAAUUUUGAUCUAUUUUUAUGAAAAAUCAAAAGUGUCUUAUCAAACCAGAAGAUAGUAUUCUUAAUUACUUAUAAAUUUAGUUCUACUUUAUUUGUAAUUUUACAUAUGGUCUCAAAUGAUGAUCCAUAUUUUUAUACACUUUUUAAUUCAAUAAAAAAUCUGUAGGAGAGACAUAACUAUAUUUUUGUAACUGGAAGGACAGUAUACUGGUAUUAUAAAAUAAUGUGUUUUACACAAAACAAGCAAUGCUUUUAUCAGUGACUACUCCACAAGAAACUAAAAGAUGAAAAUAUAUAGUAGGUAACAGGUAUCAUUUUUUUAUAUUGUAAACUUCGUUAAAGAAGUGGGUCUGUUGUUCAAAUCUGUACUGAUAAAUAAGUAGUAUUACUUUAUGCUGGGGUAAUUUGUCUUUUGUUGUACAUAGAAGGACAAUAAUAUAAACUAUGUAUUUAUAGUCAGAAUUUAUCUCUGUGACAUGCUUGUUUCAGAAGGAUGCAAGAGGAUGCUGACAUAAGUAAUGCUGGAAGGAAAUGGGUACUGUAUAAUUGCAGUUUUGUAAAGUGUGGUAUUUUAAGGAGAAAUUAUGUUUUUCUGUAAAUGGCUCUAUUUUCUAUGUACAGAAUUCUCUAGAGUAAGAUAAUAAAACCAGCUGAGUAUCUGUGCAGAA
Molecule: messenger RNA, 7728 nt
Organism: Myiozetetes cayanensis
Lineage: Eukaryota; Metazoa; Chordata; Aves; Passeriformes; Tyrannidae
Gene: EXPH5
Product: exophilin 5
Biological process (GO): positive regulation of protein secretion; multivesicular body sorting pathway; intracellular protein transport
Cellular component (GO): endosome
Molecular function (GO): small GTPase binding
Source: RefSeq, a predicted model, not a curated record